Verticillium dahliae VdLs.17 is the source of this 1209-nucleotide messenger RNA. RefSeq names its product RNA-3'-phosphate cyclase family protein. The transcript has a single exon. Gene Ontology annotation, molecular function: RNA endonuclease activity. Bases 1 to 1209 code for a protein of 402 amino acids. Gene Ontology annotation, cellular component: nucleolus. The record is from RefSeq and is a predicted model, not a curated record. Gene Ontology annotation, biological process: ribosome biogenesis; endonucleolytic cleavage of tricistronic rRNA transcript (SSU-rRNA, 5.8S rRNA, LSU-rRNA). NCBI's taxonomy places the organism in Eukaryota, Fungi, Ascomycota, Sordariomycetes, Glomerellales, Plectosphaerellaceae.
AUGUCCUCGUCGCCAGAGUUCCUCCGCUUCACAGGCCACCGGGCCUUCGCUCAGCGUCUGAUCCUGUCGACACUCACCGGCCGUCCCAUUCACAUCUCCAAGAUUCGAAGCUCAUCACCAACACAUCCCGGUCUCGCCCCGCAUGAGGUCUCGUUCCUCCGUCUCCUCGAGGCCGUCACCAACGGCAGCUCGCUGCAAAUCUCGUACACCGGUACGACCAUCACAUACCACCCCGGCCUCAUCACCGGCACGAUAGCCGGCUUUGGCGCCACCGACGGCGAUGUCAUCGAGCACACCCUGCCCGCCAACAACAACCGCGGCGUCACCUACUUCCUCCUGCCCAUCUGCCUCCUCGCGCCCUUCUCCAAAGCACACAUGAACAUUCGCAUCUCGGGGCCCGGCGUCAUCACAUCCGCCACCCAGACGGGCGACAUCUCGGUCGACUCGUUCCGCACCGCCAUCCUGCCCCUCUUCGGCCUCUUCGGCAUCCCGCCCGCGCGCAUCGAGCUGCGCAUCCUGCAGCGCUCCUGUCCCGGCAAGGGCGGCCGCGGCGGCGGCGGCAUCGUCGAGCUGCGCUUCGCCAGCCAGGUGCGCCUGCCCAAGACGCUGCACCUCAACCGCGGGCCCGGCAGGAUAAAGCGGAUCCGCGGCGUCGCCUACUGCACGGGCGUCUCGGCGUCGAACAACAGCCGGCUGAUCCACGCCGCGCGCGAGGUCCUCAACCCGCUCGUCUCGGACAUUCACAUUGCCGCGCAAUACGACCAGGCGCCCCUCAUCCCCGGGGCCGACAAGACCAAGACGCGGACGGGCAUCGGUUUCGGCCUGAGCCUCGUCGCCGAGUCGAGUUCCGUCGGCGUCAUCUACUCGGCCGACCUCGUUGCGCCGCCCACCGGCGGCGUCGUGCCCGAGGACAUUGGCAAGCAGUGCGCGUACCAGCUGCUCGAGACGAUUGCGCAGGGCGGCUGCGUGAGCCGCGUGUCGGCGAGCACCGUGCUGACGCUGAUGGCCAUGGGGUCUGAGGACGUCGGCAGGUUGAGGAUAGGAAGGGACGUCGUGGGCACGGAGGAGGUCGUUGGCCUGGCGCGCGACCUGCGGACGUUUGGCGCCAGCAGCUGGGGUCUGAGGGACGUAAACGAGGACGAUACGGACGACAUCAUCGUGUCGGUCAAGGGCAGCGGUGUGGGCAACGUCGGACGCAAGGUAGCAUGA